UAAAAAAACCCUUAUAUAAUUUUUUUUUACAAGUUAACCAUCAUACUUUCUAAAACUGUUUGAAAUACUUAUUUUAUCCGGUUGACCAGUUGUUGGUUUCGUGGUAAUAGUUGAAGGUUUGCAAUUCCUGGGAAGACUUUCUUCUUCUUUACUUUUUGUUUUUCGAUGGCAGCAGGAGGGUCUCGGGUUGAGAUGACUCUUGACAAAGUGAAGGUUGGCUAAGAUGUGCUCGAAGAAGCUGGAACAAACGAAGAUGUGAGUGGUUCUCGGUUUUAAUGGCUUUCACGAGGUGUGGAUUUAGAAGGUAAAGGCUGGAACUGUUGUGGUUCGUGGGUCUCGGUUUGGAGGUAAAAACGAAGGCAACGACAACGAUUUCGAUGGAGAUGGUGGUUGGAACGAAAAAUGAAAAGGUCUUUCGGCUUCUUGGUGAUUCGAUUUUCUUUUCCUUUUUUCCUUUUCUGGUUAGUUGCAGGUCCAAACAAAGAUGACGAUGAAUAGUGACUUCGGUAUUUGGCUCGGAAGAAAAGGGCUGCAACGAGGGAUGGUUGGACAGCAGGUCUCCGGUUCGGGUGGAACAGAGUUGACGGCAACUGUUUUUUUGUUCUUUUCUUUCCUUGGUUGCAAGUCUCAGAAGUGAGGCAGUCCGAGAGGGAGUUCGGCUGGACUGGAACCGACGAAGGUAGCAAGUUCUAGUUCGGAGGUGGUACGAGGAUAGAAGCGAGCAGCAACUGUUUGUUGGUUCCAAAUCAAGCCACACAGGCCGUGUACAAAUUAUUACACAAGACACUGGUCGUUGUCUUUUCUUUUCUUCUUCUGGUUUGAUAAACAAGGUGAUGCUAGGUUGUUUUAAAGAUGGGAUAAGGUGGUGUUUAAUGGCAAUGGUUUAUAAGGUUGUGGUUAACUGAAACACUCUUAUGAUUUUGCAAGUUAUACAGAGACAUAAUCAGCCUGAGAAGCAAAGAAACAAAGGAACCAAUGUGCAGUUCUUCCUACCUCAAGUAUUGGUUCUCAUUUUUGAAUUUAUGUUUAAUUGUGAGGAUGCAAAUUCAAGAAUAAAAAUACUUGGAGACCCGCUUGAAUUGGAAAAUGGAUGGCAAGCAUGGUUAGUUGCUUGAAGCUUGAUAUCUUGAAAACUUGCAAAAUGAAACCAUAACGUGAUGGUGACCCUGAAUUAGUUGAGCAAAAGCAUGUGAAUUUAUGUUUAACAGUGUCCUUACUUCUCAUUGAGUCUUCUGCUUUCAAUUUAUAUGGUGGAUGAACAGUGACUCUAAAGUUACCGGUAGCUUUGGCUUAGCCGGUCACAAAGCAUGAAAACAAUCAAAUUAUGAAAGCAUAAUGGUUAGUUCAAACAAAUAAAUUAUAUAGAGGUUUUUUUAAACAUUAGGUUAUAAUACAUGGGGUUUUUAUGAGAUUUUUCCUUGUUUUUUUAUAUUUUUUUGUCUUUCGGGUCUCAUACGAUAUGUAUUUAUUUUUUUCCUGCCCUUUAUUUUCCACGUGUUCUAUUCUUCUUUCUUUAUUUUCCACGUGUUCGGUUCUUCUUCUUUUCUCUUUCUCUUUCAUUCUUGGUCGCCUUGUGUUUCCAUAGUUUGUUCCUUCCUUCUAUCACAGGUAAUCUUCUUCUGUUCUUCCACCAUUGUUUCUUUGAUUUCGUUUUUUCUUUAGUUCGUUUCUGCUGUGUCGUCGGUCGUUCUUCCUAUGUCUGUUCGACCGAAGCGAAAACCUAAUGACGGUGCUUCCUCCUCUGUUGGAGUUUGCGUUGGUGGCCCUCGUAGGUGUCGCCGUCUUCCAAGGUUUUCUGUUCUUCCCCAACACCUUGAUUGCGGGGACUGUGACUGCGUUUGUGAGUUCUGCGGUGCAUAUUUCUGCUAUGUUGAGAGGGUCAUGAAGUUCUCCACACCUGCUCAUCCGAGGUAUAAUCACUUUUGGUGAGGUUGACGCAUAUUUGUACACCAUUGAGUUCCAGAAGAGAGGUCUUCCCCACUGUCACACUAUUGUGGGUUAAAAGUUUGGACCGGAUUAAAAACGCUACCGAUGUUGACACGUACAGUACAGCCGAGCUGCCAGAUCCAAUCACAUAGCCCGACUUGUACAAGACCAUAACAACCUGCAUGAUUCACGGCCCGUGUGGCCCACUAAACAAAAAAGAUAUGUGCAUGCAAGAUGGUAAAUGUAGUAAACGUUUCCCUAAACCCUUUCUUGACACUGCAUUAUUCGACACGGAGGGAUAUGUACGCUACAAAUGUGGCUUAUCCGCACACCAUACAACCCAAUAUGGACAAUUUAUAGACAACGGAUAUGUUGUCCCCUACAACAAAGGGCUUUGAUCACGAUUCAUAGCACACAUCAAUGUCGAGUACUGUGACUGGAACAUGAUGAUUAAGUAUUUGUUCAAAUACAUUUCCAAGAGAGCAGACCGUUUCAGAUACCCUAUUCAAAAGGCAGAAGCACCCGACGAAUCGUAUGCCGAGACGUCUACAGUUGGAUGUACCACCUCCGAAAAUGAAGAAAUUCAACCUAUAAAUGAGGUGGAAAACUUUUUGGACGGUCGGUACAUAUUCCCACACGAGGCAGCAUGGCGCAUUUUAAACUUCCAUAUACACCAUCGCCACCCACCCAUUCAGACCCUAUCUGUACAUGAAGAAAACAUGCAACAGGUAAUUUUCAAAGGUGACAGUACGAUACCCGAGGUGUUGUCGAAUCCCGUCAGUAGCACAACUACCCUUCUCAGGUGGUUUCACAGCAAUAUGAAAGACCUAAAAGGUCGUGAUCUCACAUACCUAGAGUAUCCAAAAUCUUACAAAUGGGAGAGCUCAUCUAAAUCGUGGAGCCGAAGAGUUGAUAAGUCAUUAAAAAUGGUUGGCCGGCUUGUAUUCGUACAUCCUUCCUCCGGUGAAUUGUUUUACUUGUGGAUGCUACUUUGUCAUCAAAAGGGAUGUACAUCUUUUGAAGACUUACGCACCGUGUCCGGUACAGUUUACCGAACUUUUAGAGGCGCUUGCAAUGUACUUGGAUUGAUUGGUGAUGAUAUUGAAUGGCUUACCGCUUUCACCGAGGCGUCAGUUUGGGUAAAUUCACUACAGUUACGAUCCUUUUUCUGCCACUUGCUGCUUUUCUGUGAAGUCAGCAACCCGGGUUUGUUGUGGGAAACCGCAUGUGAGAAAAUGAAAGACGAUUACAUACAUACACUCAAACGAAAAAUGCCAGAUAAAGACGUUGCUGCCACCAACGACAUAAUCCAGCAACAACUGCUUCAUGAUUUAGAACACACCCUCCGUUCCUCCGUACCAUCUAAAGCAAUGACAGAUUUUGAUCUUCCGAUGCCGUUAGGCGACAUUGUUGCUAUUUUUCAAAAUCGGAUGUUGCUCGAGGAAAUGAGCUACGACAAGGAGUCUCUACGAAAGCAACAUGCUGAACCACUACGACAACUAAACAAUGACCAAAUGUUAGUCUACAAGUUGUUAUAUCCAUAGAAAACAAAAAACAACUACUUAUGUUUGUUUAUGGACACGGUGGUACCAGGAAGACAUUUUUAUGGACCAUGAUUCUCUCUUAUUUUAGAUCGAUGGGAAAAAUAGUUUUGGCUAUUGCUGCCUAUGGAAUCGCGUCGCUAUUGUUUCCUUCUAGAACAACAUCACAUUCGAGGUUCAAGAUACGUACAGAAUUAACCAACAAAAAAUCAUGCGAUAUAAAAAAAAUAGAACAUUACUCGGUGAUCUUAUGCAGCGUGCAUCGCUCAUCAUUUGAUACGAAGCGCCAAUGAGUGAUAGAAGGUGCUUUGAAUUUCUAGACCGUUCUCUUCAAGAUGUCCUGAACUGUGAUGAGCAGCCAUUCGGAGGCCUAUUCGUACUACUUGGUAGUGACUUCCGCCAAACUCUUCCCGUGCUGCCAAAGAGUACACGGGCAUAAAUAAUUGCGCUCACUUUGCAAAGUUCGUACCUGCGACCAUAUUUCAAUAUUCGCAUUUUACGUAAGAACAUGAGACUGUAUUCCUUUGAAAUAACCGACUGCAGUCUAUUGUCUACAUUAGCUUUUGCAACCUGGUUACUAAAUAUUGGAGACGGACGCAUAGGUGUACCUGACAAAGAUGAACCACGUGACUCAAGUUGGAUACGAACUCCAUAUUCACUCUUAAUAUCACCUGGCCCCGACUCUCUACAAACCCUUAUAGAUUUUGUUUACGGAGAUGAUAUGCUUAAUGAUCCGACUGACAUACACCUUUCCGUAAGAUCAAUUGUUUCUCCUACAAAUGAACUAGCCGAUGACAUAAAUACUCACAUUUUACAAAUGAUCAGCACAACCGCCAGGACAUACAAUAGUACGAAGAUGAUGCAGCCAAAUGGGAAGCACACAUCUGAUUUGGAGGACCUGUACCCGGUCGAAUACCUAAACCAACUAAACUUUGUGGGAAUACCACCACACUAGCUUAAACUUAAAGUAAAUUGUCCUAUAAUGUUGUUAAGAAACAUCAAUCAGAGAGAAGGUUUAUGUAACGGUACCCACCUAAUUGUGUCCCAGUUGUUACCAAA
Lactuca sativa (garden lettuce) is the source of this 4526-nucleotide messenger RNA. RefSeq lists its product as uncharacterized. Lineage: Eukaryota; Viridiplantae; Streptophyta; Magnoliopsida; Asterales; Asteraceae. The record is from RefSeq and is a predicted model, not a curated record.